CCGUAUUAUUUGUAAUUUUCCCAAAAUUAAAGCAGCCCAUCUUCGUCCGUUCCACCGCGAUGGACCUUCUAUGCAACGCUUACUCGAACGAUUCCGACGAAGACGAUGCACCCAAACCCCAAAUUCUCAUACAGCCUUCUCCGAAGCGACCCAAAAUCGAAAUCCCAAUUACCCAUUCCCAACACGAUCAUCCAUUGACCCGCCCGACCCGAUUUACGUACCCCCGAAUGGAUACUCAGAUUCCUGGUAGAUACAUUUCCAAGCGAGAACGAGCUCUCUUCGCCUCUCCUCCUGCGGCCCCUGGCCCGGACCCUGUUCCUGAUUCACCUGCUUUUGGGAGUAUUUUGGAUUCAAAUAUUCGGUAUGAUAUAUUGUCAUUGCUGAGAAAUAAGAGGAAGAGCAGCGGACAACAACGAGGCCAAAUGUCUCAAAGGGUGUCUAUUGCUCUACCUAGCCAUUCAAAAGCUGUCAGUGCUAUUCAUUGGUCACCAAAUCAUGCUCAUCUUCUUGCUUCUGCUGGGAUGGAUCAGUCAAUAUGCAUAUGGAGUCCGUGGAGAAGUGAUCAAAAGAUAGCAAGGAAGUUAUACCUUCACAACGCAGCUGUGAAAGAUGUGAAAUGGUCUCAGCAAGGACUCUCUGUUCUUUCUUGUGGAUUUGAUUGCUCAUCAAGGUUGGUUGAUGUAGAGAAGGGAGUGGAGAUUCAGGGUUUUAAGGAAGAUCAAAUGGUUGGAGUUGUCAAGUUCCACGAGGAAAAUUUUAAUGUCUUUCUUUCUGGAGGGUCACAAGGACGCAUCAGGUUGUGGGAUAUUAGAAAUGGGAAGGUGGUUCAUGAAUUUGCUCGAGGUUGUGAUCCUAUUCUUGAUGUUGAAUUCACUAGAAAUUGCAGGCAAAUCAUAUCUUCUAGUGACAUUUCAAGAAGCAGUGUUAGUGAAAAUUCCAUUAUAGUUUGGGAUGUUUCAAGACAAGUUCCUCUUUCUAAUCAGAUUUAUGUGGAAGCCUAUACCUGUCCCUGUGUGAGGUCCCACCCCUCUGAUUCAGUUUUUGUGGCCCAGUCAAACGGAAAUUACAUUGCACUAUUCUCUUUAAGACCCCCUUUCAAGCUAAACAAGUACAAGAGAUAUGAAAGCCAUGGGGUAUCAGGGUUUCCCAUCAAGUGCAAUUUCAGCUUGGAUGGAGAGAAUCUUAUCUCUGGCUCUUCAGAUGGUUCUAUAUACUUCUACAACUAUAGAUCAUCCGAGCUAGUAAGGAAGAUUAAAGCAUAUGAGCAGGCAUCAGUUGACAUUGCUGUUCAUCCCAUCUUGCCUAAUGUUAUUGCUUCUUGCAGUUGGAAUGGCGAGGUGUCAGUCUUCGAGUAAGACCAUUUAAACCCUUUUCAUUGCAAAGGCUGGCGGCGGCCAUCUUCUACAAACUAGUGGGUGGAAUUAUCAUUCAAAGAAGUUUCCAAGACUUUGUUGAGAAUAAUGUAGGAUAUUGAAGGAGAUAAGCGUGAUGCGACUCUUUCUGAAAUGUAGUAUUAAUAUACAUACAAUUACGUUUGGAUUUCAAAGUGAACUCAGCCAUAUUAUGAGUA
Molecule: messenger RNA, 1570 nt
Organism: Humulus lupulus (European hop)
Lineage: Eukaryota; Viridiplantae; Streptophyta; Magnoliopsida; Rosales; Cannabaceae
Exons: 4
Coding region: 60-1355 (431 amino acids)
Molecular function (GO): protein binding
Source: RefSeq, a predicted model, not a curated record